Messenger RNA from Plasmodium vinckei vinckei, 1044 nucleotides. Its product is annotated as haloacid dehalogenase-like hydrolase, putative. Bases 1 to 1044 code for a protein of 347 amino acids. The record is from RefSeq and is a predicted model, not a curated record. Gene Ontology annotation, cellular component: cytosol. The transcript is spliced from 2 exons. Gene Ontology annotation, molecular function: magnesium ion binding; phosphatase activity. NCBI's taxonomy places the organism in Eukaryota, Apicomplexa, Aconoidasida, Haemosporida, Plasmodiidae.
AUGAGUCCCCAAGUAAAACACGUUAGUUCGUCUCGUCUUUUAAAUGGCUUAUCCGAAGCACACAGUAACGAGAAAAAUAAUAAUGUAACUAAGGUUAUGAAAUCGAAUCAAUUAUUGCCUGAGCACGAAAACAAUGAAGUAGGAGAAGGAGUAUAUGAAGACCAACCAAAUUCUGAAAUGCUUGUUGUAAGAGAUAAAAAUGGGAAGCCCGUCGAUAAAAAUAAAUUAAAAAAUAAUGUAAAAAUAAUUUUUACAGAUUUAGAUGGAACAUUAUUAAAUGAUGACCAUAAACCAUCCAAAUUAAAUAUAGAAAGUUUAGUAAAGGCACAAAAUAAAGGAAUAAAAGUAGUUAUUGCUACUGGUCGUCCAAUAUUUUCAGUUAAUGCUGUAAUAGGAGAAUAUAUUAAAAAAUAUAAUUUAAGUUAUUUUCCUGGAAUAUAUCUAAAUGGCUGUAUCAGUUAUGGAGCUAAUGGUGAAGGAAUAAUUGAUAAAUAUAUAGAUGAUAAAUUAGUAAUGGAUAUAUAUAAUUUUUCAAAGAAAAACAAUUUCGUUGAUCGUAUUGUUUGCUAUAGUGUAAAAGAAACACAUGUAUUUGGUAUGAAUGAAUAUAUUAAUGAAUAUAUGACUCUUGAAUCUAUAUUGCCUGAUAUUAUUGAUGAAGAAAGAUUAAAAAAUACAAGAUUAUACAAAAUCUUAAUUUGCUUAAAUGAACAAAACUUACAAAGUGUAUUAAAAAUGUAUCAAGACGAAUUUUCGGAUCGAAUUCGUGUAGCUAACACAUUUAGAACAUAUGUAGAAGUGUUUCAUCAUGAUACAAAUAAAUUUGAAGGCGUAAAAGCAUUAUGCAAACAUUUCGGUAUAAGUUUAAAUGAUGCAUUAGCUAUAGGAGAUGCUGAAAACGAUAUAGAGAUGCUACGAGGCGUAGGAACUUCAAUAGCAGUACAGAAUGCUGCUAGUGAAAUAAAGGCAUGCGCAAAAUAUGUAGCUCCAUCAAACAAUGAUGAUGCGGUACAUCAUGCACUACGAACAUUUUGUGAUAUUUAA